Molecule: messenger RNA, 2859 nt
Organism: Teleopsis dalmanni
Lineage: Eukaryota; Metazoa; Arthropoda; Insecta; Diptera; Diopsidae
Product: putative transcription factor SOX-14
Exons: 2
Coding region: 1109-2797 (562 amino acids)
Biological process (GO): cell differentiation; positive regulation of transcription by RNA polymerase II; anatomical structure morphogenesis
Molecular function (GO): DNA-binding transcription factor activity, RNA polymerase II-specific; RNA polymerase II cis-regulatory region sequence-specific DNA binding
Source: RefSeq, a predicted model, not a curated record
UGCAACAAAUGAACUGAUGUUGGCUGAUUUUGGAACAAGCGCAAGUUCUGCGUUGUAAAAAAAUAUUGUUUCGUUUUCAACUACAUUCAGUCAUAAAACAAAUCUGAUUGUACGAAGUUAGACAAAUUGACUCAAAAAUAUUUAAGUAAAUAAAACAAAUUCUAUAUAUAAAAAAAUAAUUGUGACUCUAAUUAUUUAAAAGAUGUAGUAAAUAUAUAUGUGUAUAUAUAUAUGUAUCACUGUAGUUAAAAUAAAUAUAAACAUUUGCACACAUACAGACAAAAAAAUAUAUAAACAUAUUCGAUCAAAAUUAUCUGCAACUCAUAGCAUUAAAUGCAAUUCGUCACCUGAAAAAAGUCAUUAGUUCUGAAUUUUAUUGGAAACUUGUAAAUGAAAAGGAAAAUUAAUGAAAAAAAUUUAACAAAUUUAAAUAAUUAUAAAUAAUAGCGUAUUACGCAUAUUAAAGUGACUUAACUAUCAAAAAAAAAAAUAAAUAAAUAAAAAUAAUAAUACGCAGUGAUAAAAACAUUAAUAAAAAAUCAAACACAUAUCAUAUGUGUUGCUUUGUAAAGUGACUCAUCAAAAUAGAAUUAUAAACUUUAUGUACUUAUGUAGCUUUAAAUAAAAUAAAACAAAAUUUAUAUUAUAAAAAUUAAGUACAUAACAAAAAACUUGUUCAAAGUAAAAAUGCCAUUUUAAUUUACCAGAGUGCUUACAAUAUAUUAAAUUAAUUAUUUGUAUAUGGAUGAACGUAUAUAAAUAUAAGUGCAACACAAACGUAUGAGCAACUCAUGCAAACGUAUGCGUAAAUAAAUAUACGAGAGAAGAAAAAAAAAUAAAAUAAAAUAAAAACAACAACAUAGCAGCAACAAAAAUCAACACUGCCAAUAAUAAAAUUAAAUAUUUUAUUUUACUUAAAAUGACUGAAAAUAUUUAUACACGCUAAUUUUUUUGCAAUUCAUUAAUAAUAACGACAUUAUUUUUAAAUAAAAGCGAAGACGUUGAACGUCCAUUGCCAACAUAAAUGUUAACUAAGUAAAUACAUAUAUUCUAUAUGUAUAUAUAAUAUACAUUCAAUGUAAAUUGUAAAUACUCAACCUAUAAAAAUAUGGAAAACAUCACCGAGGCCAAUUUUGAAUCCUCCGCUAACGAUAGCCUCAGCGAAAGAAAUACCAGCACUGAUAUGGAUAAGCAAAUUUUAAUAUUUGGUUCACAAUUAGUCAAUAUCAACUCCAGUACGCCAUAUUCUGACGCAACGCAGACAAAAAAGCAUUCUCCUGGGCAUAUUAAACGUCCUAUGAAUGCGUUUAUGGUUUGGAGUCAAAUGGAAAGGAGAAAAAUCUGUGAAAAAACCCCUGAUCUACAUAAUGCAGAAAUUUCUAAGGAACUUGGCAGACGUUGGCAGCUUUUAGGAAAUGAGGAAAAGCAGCCAUACAUUAAUGAAGCGGAAAAACUACGCAAGCUUCACAUGAUAGAAUAUCCAGAUUAUAAAUACCGACCACAAAAGAAACAUUCGAAAUCAUUAAGUGUUUCAAAACCAAAGCUUGACUCCAACAGUGAUAAAAGCAAUCAAUAUGAUAAUAAAAAUUUAAAGGCGUAUUCUACUUGUUCGGUUAAACAGACUAUCUCAAAACAUGGUCGAAAAAAUAAAAGAGGAUAUAAAGAUGCUAACCGCACUGAGUUUGAAAAACAUAAAAAAGUUUUCAUUGAAACUUUCGACAACACCUGUACAGAGCAGGAUAUAAAAACCGAAGCAAUACAAGUAGUUCCUUCAACAAAAUUUUCGUAUACCUCAAAUCCAACUAUUAAUUUAGAUGCAAAUUCUUCAUCAUUCAAUAUUACUGAUAAAAAUUGCAAUAUAUUUUCAAAACUGAUUACUAUAACCCAAAAUAAUGAUUUUAAUGAUGAACAUAAUAUACCUGAAUUAUUGCGUGUCCCUUCCAGUGAUACUAAUUUAUUACAUCUAGAUGAUGUUUUAAAAUAUGUGACUACCGAAAACUGCUUUGAUCAGUCCAAAAUGAAAGAUAUUAAAUCUGAACUUCCACUGCCAGAUACAAAUAAUGUAGAUAAUCUAUCCUUUGCCAACACCUCAAUAGAAACAAAUCAAUUUGUAAAUGACGAAAAUAUUACUAAUUUUGAUAAUAAUGAAAAUAUUGUUAAUGAUGCCAAUUUACAUGCUGCAAGCCAGUUAUCCUAUGAUAUGGAACUGCAAUAUCCUGAUAAUUUUACAAAGUUUACUUCAUUUGGUAAUUCAAUAACGGAACAUCAAUUACAAAAUCAUACAGCAAAACUUAAUGCUGAAGAGAAUUUACAUAAUUCCGAAAUUGAAACAAAUGAUGAAUGUUUAACUGCUCUGUACUGUGACAAUGAAUGUCAAAAUGACAUAUUAUUUGAUAACCAAAACACUGUGGAACAACCUACCGUAACUAUGAAUAUAGAAAUACAUAAUGGAUUACAAUAUCGUAGUUCCGGAAACGUAGCAUUCCAUAACGACGACAUUUACUCAGUUUCAAUUCCUUGUGCGGAUGAUAGCAAUUGCAGCAUUUUAAACUCCACACAUUCGACGCAUACCACAUAUUGCGGUGAUUUCGCAAACGCAGCAAUUGAAACAAAUAUUGGAGAUGCUUCCACUUAUACAACACCAAUCAAUGUGAUUUUAGAACCUCAAAAUGAUCUCAAUUGUACGAUCUAUGACACAAAUGGUGCUCUUUUAGCUCUGAGCUACGACGACUUUCAGCCAGAAUUAAGUAGUAGUCAUUUAGAAUUUAAUAACAGAUAUGAGUUUCCAAGUUUAUAAGAGAAUCAAUAUAAUAUAAUUAUAGUUAAGAUUUUAUAUUUUAUAUAACGAAAAACUUAAAA